Messenger RNA from Lates calcarifer (barramundi perch), 3375 nucleotides. Its product is annotated as solute carrier family 4 member 11. Bases 168 to 2723 code for a protein of 851 amino acids. Gene Ontology annotation, biological process: monoatomic anion transport; monoatomic ion homeostasis; transmembrane transport. Gene Ontology annotation, cellular component: plasma membrane; basolateral plasma membrane. The record is from RefSeq and is a predicted model, not a curated record. NCBI's taxonomy places the organism in Eukaryota, Metazoa, Chordata, Actinopteri, Centropomidae. The transcript is spliced from 20 exons. Gene Ontology annotation, molecular function: solute:inorganic anion antiporter activity.
CCUCCCUCAAACCCAUGUGUUGCUGGAGGAGGUGAUUCUACCUCAGCAUGUGUGUGUAUGAAAGAUAUUGAGAAGGGAUCACAAGAGAGUGCUGGGUGUUAGGAAGCAGAGACAAUGAUGAUGGGUUGACCUUUGGAAAGCGUCUCACCUUAAAAAACCUGGAGAACAUGGAAGCCAAAAAGGUCCUCCAUUUUGUGCCAUCUGAAGCUCCAUCCACAGGGAGGUCCAAGAAUGGAUAUGUUUUCCAAGAAAUGGAGCUGCAGGAUGGGGAACAGGAGGAUUGUGGGCAAGAAUCACCUGUCACUCACAAGGGCCACAUCUAUGAAAACCAAAUCAAGAUCAGUGUUUCAGAUCCUGAAGGCCCUGGAUUUGGGCUAUUAAAUACAACAAGAAAAUAUGUGAAGCCAAUGAACUUCCAGGAGGAAGUGCGUGCCCACAGAGACCUGGACAGCUUCCUGGCCCAGGCGAGCAUCCUUCUAGAUGAGAAAGCUACCACUCUGGACGAGGUCCUGAGGCGAAUGCUGACUCACGUGGUGGAGGAUGGCUUCGGGAGCUGUGACGUGGAUGAGGUCAUGAACUCGCUGUUCACAGAUGCGGGAGGAAAAGAGUUCAAUGUUCACCUUCUCUCAGAGACCAUUCAGGGUGUGACGGCUACUUCCACUGGCAUUCGAUACCAGCAAUCCUGGCUUUGUAUUCUCUCCAACGUGAGGAGCCUGCAGAGACGCCAUGUCUGCGUCGCCCGCCUGGAGAGGCCGCAGAACUGGGGAGUCAACUGUUGCGAGGCUCGCUAUGUCAUCCUCAUCCUGGCCCCUCCCAGAACGAAAAGCACCAAGACGGCCAUUGAACUGGGUCGAACAUUCGCCACGAUGUUCUCCGACAUUUCCUUCAGACAGAAGCUUCUGGACGCCAAGACUCAGGAGGAGUUCAAACAAGAGCUGGUCUACCAGCGACAGCAACUCUCUAUAGUCAGCGAGAAGCCGGUCGUAGAGGAAGUGGAGGAUGCAGAUCCACGUAGAGGGAAACCACUUCAGUGCAAAGAUUUCUUCAAAGCUGGUAAAGGUGUUUAUGAUGACCUCCGUCGCAGACUCCCCCUCUACCCCUCAGACUUCACAGAUGGUAUAACCGGGAAGGACCGCUCUCUGCUGAAGUACACCACCACUGCUAUUUUCCUCUAUAUUGCCAUUCUACUGCCUGCUAUUGCCUUUGGCUCAUUGAAUGAUGAAAGCACAAGAGGAGAGAUAGAUGUUCAGAAGACCAUUGUUGGUCAGAGCAUUGGCGGAGUCAUCUAUGCUUUGUUUGCUGGCUCACCACUCGUCAUUCCACUGACCACUGCACCACUGGCCAUCUUCAUAAGUGUCAUCCGGGGUAUCUGUGAUGACUACAACCUGGACUUUGACGCUUUCUACGCCUGCAUUGGUUUAUGGAACAGUUUGUUCCUCAUCCUCGGAGGCUUAUUCAAUGUCAGCCUGCUGAUGAAACUCUUCAAACGCUCAACAGAAGAAGUCAUUGCAUUGUUCAUCUCCAUAGCAUUUGUCGGGGAUGCAGUGAAAGGCUCCGUCAAAAUUUUUGAGCACUUCUAUCACGGGCCCACACUGGCAACCACAAACAGCACGUUGGUGCUUCAGCAGAUUAAUGAGAUUCUAGAGAAGACAAAGAACCAGACGGAAAACACGCUCAGGCAUCAUAAUGAGACUGGUUCACUGCUGGGACACACUGAAGGACAUGCGUCUGUCUUCCUGCCUGAGUCUUUGGUGUUAUGCACAAGAGAAAGACCUAUUCUCUGUCUGCUGCUCAUGUUGGGGACUCUGUGGCUGGGUUACGCUCUCUACCUUAUCAAGAGAAGCCCGUAUCUGAAUGACAAAAUCAGAGAGGUGGUGUCUGACUGUGCUUUGCCUAUCUCUGUGGUGAUAUUCUCCUUCAUUGGCUCCUACCUUUUCCUUGACAUACAGCUCCCGGUGUUCAGUGUCCACGAUGGCCCCAUUUUCAACUUCCCUCCUUUUGAAAAGCUGACAGGGAUGAACACACUGAGCGCAGUUGGACUGGGUUUUCUCCUUUCAUUGCUCAUCUUUAUCGACCAGAACAUUGUCAUCUCCCUUACACAUGUACCAGAACACAAGUUGCUAAAAGGCACAGCGUUCCACUGGGACUUAAUGCUGACUGGCUUCAUCAACAUCCUCAUGUCCUGUCUCGGGCUGCCAUGGAUGCACGCCGCCUUCCCACAUUCCUCCCUACACGCCCGUCAGCUGGCCAAAGUGGAACAGCACGUAGAGAACGGACACCUCUACACGACUAUCGUCAGUGUGAAGGAAACACGUCUGACCUCGCUGGCAGCCAACAUCCUGAUUGGCCUGUCUGCCUUCAUGCUGCCCAUUCCUCUGCAAUGGAUCCCCAAGCCCGUCCUCUACGGCCUCUUCCUCUACAUCGCAGCCACUUCACUUGAUGGGAACCAGAUGGUGGACCGCAUGGCCCUGCUGCUUAAGGAACAGACAUCGUAUCCUCCCACUCACUACAUCCGCCGUGUGCCUCAGAGGAAGGUCCACUACUUCACAGCACUGCAGAUGAUCCAACUGAUCAUCCUCUGUGCAUUCGGGAUGUAUCCUCUGCCCUACAUGAAGAUGGUCUUCCCCCUUCUCAUGAUUCUGCUUGUCCCUGUCAGGACCAGCCUGCUUCCCAAAGUAAUCGAUGCCAAGUAUCUGGAUAUUAUGGAUGCCCAGCACAUGUAGAACAACACAGCAACCUUACGAAAAGAUUACUUUUCUCCAGCGGAAGGCAAACAGACUCAGAACUCAAUGAUUGUCAAUAACUGAAUGCAUUUGGACUGCAAGAUUUCUAUGCAACCACUCCGCUGGUGACAGGACGACCAUUUAAACUUCUCAUUUCCUUUCUCACUGUUGAACACAAAUUUACCACCAAUGUAGCUGACUUUACUGUAUAGCAGCCUACAUGUUUAUUGCAUAUUACAAUGUAGUCAUGAAGGAGUUUCCUCUGUUUUUCUUCUCUUUUUUACACACAUAUCUGUGGUAACUGACAGGUGCAUAAGUUGAUGUCAGAGACAUUUUUGUAUUUAAAAACACAUUAAUAAUUUCAUUUAAUUUAGGCAUCAUGUUGUUUAAUAAUGAGCUGCUCGGCCUGUGUCCUACCUGAGUCUGAAGUGUGAUGUUGAUGAGGUGAAUAGGGAUGUGGCAAAAUCUGUGUAAGUAAUUUUAUUACUGUAGAAAAUCCUGAUCAUUUAACAGAGUGAAAAGGAAUUUCUCAACAUGCAAAGUGAAGGUUCACUUCACACUGGUAAAGUUUUAAUUAUUGACUCUGUGCAUUACACUGUUGGGAUUAAAUCAAACUAUUGUAAAACAAAUAAAGCCUUUUAAAGGAAGUAAA